Molecule: messenger RNA, 1974 nt
Organism: Pteronotus mesoamericanus
Lineage: Eukaryota; Metazoa; Chordata; Mammalia; Chiroptera; Mormoopidae
Gene: TDP1
Product: tyrosyl-DNA phosphodiesterase 1
Exons: 15
Coding region: 1-1827 (608 amino acids)
Biological process (GO): DNA repair
Cellular component (GO): nucleus
Molecular function (GO): double-stranded DNA binding; single-stranded DNA binding; 3'-tyrosyl-DNA phosphodiesterase activity
Source: RefSeq, a predicted model, not a curated record
AUGUCUCAGGAAGGUAAUUAUGGGAGGUGGACAAUAUCCAGUAGUGACGAAAGUGAGGAGGAAAAGCCCAAACUGGACAAUCCAUCUACCUCUCUUCUCCCCCAUGCCGGGCAGCGAGCAGUGUAUGAGCCCAGGUACACCUGUUCCGAGGCCCGGAAAGCCGCCCACAGGAGGAAAAUAUCACCUGUGAAAUUCAGCAACACAGAUGCAGCUUCAGAAGUUUCACCUCCCAAGAGGCAGAAGAGCAGCUCCCAGGAAGAGCUGGGUUGGUGCCUCUCCAGCAGUGAGGACGAUGAGCUGCCCGCAGAGACGCAGCAGAAAGUGGCUGUCAAAGAGGAGAGGGGUGCUUCCUCUCCCAAAGGCGGUGGCACCCCACACGCUGGCCAUCAGGGCCCUCCCGCCGGCCGUGCCCUCGCGGAGGACGAAGACGAAUACGAAACGUCAGGGGAAGGCCAGGACAUCUGGGACAUGCUGGAUAAAGGGAACCCCUUCCAAUUUUACCUCACUAGAGUCUCAGGAAUUAAGCCAAAGUACAACUCGGGAGCCCUGCAUAUCAAGGAUAUUUUAUCUCCUCUAUUUGGGACACUUGUAUCUUCAGCACAGUUUAACUACUGCUUUGACGUGGACUGGCUCAUAAAACAGUAUCCACCGGAGUUCAGGAAGAAACCAAUCCUGCUUGUGCAUGGCGAUAAGCGAGAAGCUAAGGCUCACUUACACGCUGAGGCAAAGCCUUACGAAAACGUUUCCCUCUGCCAGGCAAAGUUGGAUAUUGCAUUUGGAACACACCACACGAAGAUGAUGCUCCUGCUGUAUGAAGAAGGCCUCCGAGUGGUCAUACACACCGCCAACCUCAUCCGCGCUGACUGGCACCAGAAAACGCAAGGAAUAUGGUUGAGCCCUUUGUACCCACGAAUUGCCCACGGAACCCACAGAUCUGGAGAAUCGACUACACACUUUAAAGCUGAUCUCAUCAGCUACUUGACGGCUUAUAACGCGCCCCCUCUCAAGGAGUGGAUAGACCUCAUCCAUGACCAUGAUCUUUCAGAAACCAAUGUUUACCUCAUUGGAUCAACCCCAGGACGCUUUCAAGGAAGUCAAAAAGAUAAUUGGGGACACUUUAGGCUUAGGAAGCUUCUGAGAGAGCACGCCUCGUGCACGCCCAACGCCGAGUCCUGGCCGAUAGUAGGUCAGUUUUCCAGCAUCGGCUCCAUGGGGGCUGACGAAUCCAAAUGGCUGUGUUCUGAGUUUAAAGAGACCUUGGCAGCCCUGGGGAAGGAAGGCAGGACCCCGGGGAAAAGUGUCGCUCCGCUCCAUUUGAUCUAUCCUUCUGUGGAAAAUGUGCGGACCAGCUUAGAAGGGUAUCCAGCUGGGGGCUCUCUUCCCUAUAGCAUCCAGACAGCGGAAAAACAGAAUUGGCUUCAUUCCUAUUUCCACAAAUGGUCCGCUGAGACGUCUGGCCGCAGCAAUGCCAUGCCACACAUUAAGACAUACAUGAGACCCUCUCCAGACUUCAGUCAGAUUGCUUGGUUCCUUGUCACUAGCGCGAAUCUGUCCAAAGCCGCCUGGGGAGCAUUAGAGAAAAACGGCGCCCAGCUGAUGAUCCGUUCCUACGAGCUCGGGGUCCUUUUCCUCCCAUCAGCAUUUGGCCUGGACAGCUUCCCCGUGAAACUGAAAUUCUUCUCGGGCAGCCAGGAGCCAGCAGCGGCCUUCCCCGUGCCGUACGACCUGCCCCCAGAGCUGUACGGAAGCAGAGAUCGGCCGUGGAUUUGGAACAUUCCUUAUACCAAAGCCCCCGAUACACACGGGAACAUGUGGGUCCCAUCCUGAGAAGGCUGAAGCUCUGAGACACUUGAGUGUAAGACACUGAGCCCCAAGCAUCAACUGUUCUUGUUCGUACUGGGUGUUCACAUCCCUUCAAGUUAUCUCUGCACCCCCAGGACACUCUUUGCAAAGGUCACUCUUUUGAACGUGGAC